Messenger RNA from Trifolium pratense (red clover), 417 nucleotides. RefSeq lists its product as uncharacterized. Gene Ontology annotation, cellular component: nucleus. The transcript is spliced from 2 exons. The coding region runs from base 1 to 417 and encodes 138 amino acids. Gene Ontology annotation, biological process: response to wounding; regulation of jasmonic acid mediated signaling pathway; regulation of defense response. The record is from RefSeq and is a predicted model, not a curated record. Lineage: Eukaryota; Viridiplantae; Streptophyta; Magnoliopsida; Fabales; Fabaceae.
AUGAAGGGUAUUAAAAAGGAAGAAACUAAAUGUGCACAAAUGACAAUCUUUUAUGACGGGAAAGUGAUUGUGCUUGAUGAUAUUCCAGAUGAAAAAGCUAAAGACAUUAUGGUUUUUUCCACCGACAACUAUGCUGCUUAUCUAUCAUUUCUUCCAAGAAAUUCUGUCAAUAUAGUAACUUGGAUGUAUAAUAUUUUAGAGGAUAUGCUUGAUUUGUAUCAUAAUGUUUUGUUGUUUUACUUUGUGUUUUUUGCAUUCAUGACUUUUGUUUUCAUAUUUUCAAAUUUACCAAUGACUAGGAAAGCUUCACUUCAGUGGUUCUUGGAGAAAAGGAAGAAUAGGGCAUCAUAUCAAACAACUUAUCCAGUAGCAACCACUAAUAAGAGAGUUGAUGAAUCAUGGCAUGGCUCUUCUUGA